This is a messenger RNA of Suillus subaureus, 330 nucleotides long. RefSeq lists its product as uncharacterized. Lineage: Eukaryota; Fungi; Basidiomycota; Agaricomycetes; Boletales; Suillaceae. Bases 1 to 330 code for a protein of 109 amino acids. The record is from RefSeq and is a predicted model, not a curated record. The transcript has a single exon.
AUGCCGCCUCGACGUGGCACUCCUGCUCUCAGUUCUUUGAGCCCCCAGGAUGCCACAGUGCAUUCUUCUUCUACCCCCUCCUCUCCCGCCUACUUGCAAUUUCCUCAAGCACGUUCUAAUUCUCCAUCUGGGUUUGCUCAUCUCCUCUCCAAGCCUUCAAGAUGGUUCCGAAAGCCAUCUGAUCCACGCUUGGCGUCGGGUGCAAGUGAACCUCGAAGCAGCACCAGCUCAGUGGCCGUACGCAAGCCGAAGAUAUCCCGCCCCACAGACCCACGCCCCAUUUUUCAAGGUUUCCAACCGGAGCCCCGCGUUAGCGAUGCGAGCAAGUGA